Molecule: messenger RNA, 2127 nt
Organism: Caenorhabditis angaria
Lineage: Eukaryota; Metazoa; Nematoda; Chromadorea; Rhabditida; Rhabditidae
Source: the annotation of a GenBank genome assembly
AUGUUAGGUAUUUCUGGAAAAUUCGUGAAAGAUGAUAAACUUUUUAUUGGAUGCGCUUUGAAUAUUUUGAUAGUUUCUGCAAUUUUGAUGAUUAUUUCAAUAAUUUGUUCAUUUAAAAUCAAAGAAACUAUUCAAAAUGAUUUAUCAAAUCGUUUAGAAUAUCCUGCAAUUCAUAACUUAUUAAUCUGUCAAUGUAUUUCACCAAUAAUUUGCAUAAUUAUCCCAUCUACAUUGAUUUGUUUAUUAGGUUUGACUGGAAUUGGAUUGCAUUCUAUAAUAACUGAUAUAUUUUCAAUACUUUUAUCAAUGCAUCCAAUGAUUAAUUCAACAAUUUUGAUAGUUCGAGUUAAAGAGUUUCGUGCUUGCAUUUACAUGAAAAAAGGGACACGAACAAAAGUAACUGUAAUCGGAUUAUGACCUUGAUAUUUUUAUGACAAUUUCUUUUUUUAUACUAUCAUUUGAACAUUUUCUGACAUUGAUAUACAUUUUGUCAAAAUAAAGUCUUCACUCUCCGAUUCCGAUGGAUUUCAUGUAAGUUUUUCAAAUUGUUGUUAUUUAUUUAUACAUGUUUUAUAGAUCCUCAAUUCAAAAUGGGAUGAGGUUCAAUUUGUUUUCACAGCUAUUAUUUGGCUUUUGGUUACAUUCAUCUCAAAAAUCUUGAUUGCAAAGUUAAGAUCUGAAAGGAUUGCUGAAUCUGCUUGUCAGAUUUUGAUUGGAAUUGGCUUUGCCAUAAUUUUCUGGAUUAUCGGACUUCCACCCGAAUUCUACAGAUUUGAUGCUCAUAUUUUCUUUGCAUUCCUUCUACCACCAAUCAUUUUCGAUGCUGGAUUAUUUAUGCCAAAUUUGCAAUUUUUCGAAAACUUUGAUUCAAUCAUGGUUUUUGCUGUUAUGGGAACUGUCUUCAAUACAUUGGCUAUUGGAAUUAGUUUGUCUAUGUUAAAUAUGUUCGGGAUGUUUGGAUCUAUUAUGAGUUCGUCGGAUAUUAUGAUGUUUGCUUCGCUAAUUUCAGCUGUCGAUCCGGUUGCUGUGAUCGCUGUUUUUGAAGAAAUCGGAGUUAAUAAAUCAUUAUUUGUCAAUGUUUUUGGUGAAGCACUUUUCAAUGAUGCGAUUUCUGUGGUCCUUUUUGGAAUAUUCAAGUCAUUUGCUUUGGCUGCUGAUAAAGUUCGAUCAAUAGAUUAUUUCUACGGAUUUCUUGGAUUUUUCUUAGUUUCAUUUGGUGGAGCAAUUAUUGGAAUAGUAUUUGCAUCACUCUCUGUGAUUAUUGCAAAGUUCUCAAAAGACUUGAUAAUUGUUUCAGGAAUAGUUUUGUGCGUUUCAUAUCUUGGAUAUAUUGUUUCAGAAAUCUGCUCAUUUUCAUCAAUCAUUGGGUGAGAUCGAAACUGAGCUCUAUGAUAAAAUUCUAUAUUUUUCAGAAUUGCUGUGACUGGCAUGAUUCUACAGUAUUAUUUGAAAUCAAUUUUGACUGAGAGAAAUUUGUUGGCUCUUGAAACUAUGACAAGAAAUUUGGCGCUUUCAUCGGAGUCAUUAACAUUUAUGUAAGAGUUACCAAAUAUAAACCUGCAUAAAUUCCUCAAUUUUACAGUCUUCUCGGUCUUGCUACAAUUUCAAUCCCUCAAUCAUGGAACACAUUAUUUGUGAUCUUCACUAUAAUAUUUUGUUUGCUUUUCCGAGUCGUGGCGAUUUUUGGUUUAUCCCGUCUAAUACCGCAUAAACACAUUCUUAUCGUAAGUAAUUCUCUUGUUUUUAUUUCUUUCCAAAAAUUAAUUCUAAGAAUAUUUUCAGAAUGAACAAAUUAUUAUCAGCUUUAGUGGAUUACGUGGUGCUAUUGCAUUCGGUGUUGUUUUGACAAUCCCGGAACAAGUGGCUGCAAAAAAUGUUUUUGUCACAACAACUCUUGCCGUCAUUUUUUUCAGUGUUAUUGUUCAAGGAUGUUUAAUCAGACCGAUGUUAAAAAUGAUGAGAAUUAAACUGGAUUCAGAUUGUGAGAAAGAAAAUGAAGGGUUUGAAAUUGUAUCUGGACAUGUUAUGAGUUUCGUUGAAGUUGUUGCUGACAGAAGAGGUAUUAAUCGAAUGAAGCAAAAUUUUAAAGAUUUUAAUAAUAAGUUUUUAAUGCCAUAUUUGAAAUAA